Molecule: messenger RNA, 1275 nt
Organism: Rotaria sordida
Lineage: Eukaryota; Metazoa; Rotifera; Eurotatoria; Philodinida; Philodinidae
Source: the annotation of a GenBank genome assembly
AUGCAGUAUGUGCCAUUGAGAUCAAAAUAUAGAAUUGGUACUCGACAAAGUGAAUUAGCACUUGUUCAAACUGAAAGUGUUAUUGAACAACUUCAUAAAUUCUAUCCAAAUAUUGAAUAUGAAAUAAUUAAAAUCAAAACAAUUGGAGAUAAAAAUCUCUUAGAUCCACUUGCAAAUAUUGGUGAUAAAGGUUUAUUUACUAAAGAACUUGAAGUUGAACUUAAUCGCAACACUAUUGAAUUUGUUGUACAUUCUUUAAAAGAUGUUCCAUCGACUAUUUUACCACCAAAUAUGAUAAUUGGUGCAAUACUUGAACGUGCUGAUCCACGUGAUGCUGUUGUUAUUGCACCAUGGCAUAAUAAAAAAUCUUUAAAUGAAUUAUCACAUGGUAGUAUUAUUGGUACAAGUUCAACACGUCGUAUUGCACAACUUAAAUUAAAUUAUCCUCAAUUUAUAUAUAAAAAUAUACGUGGAAAUAUGAAUACACGUUGGGAAAAAUUAAAUAAUCAAGAACUUGGAUAUGAUGCAAUGAUUGCAGCUGUUGCUGGUUUACAACGAUUAAAAUGGACAGAUCGAAUAAGUGAAAUAAUUGAACCUGAUAGAGUUCUUUAUGCAAUUGGACAAGGAGCAUUAGGAAUUGAAUGUCGACAUAAUGAUAUUGAUACGAUUCGAAUGUUAUCUGUACUCAAUCAUGAACCAACAGUUGUGUGUUGUAUUGCUGAACGAGCUUUCCUAAGACGAAUUGGUGGUGGUUGUAGUAUUCCUAAUGCUGUACGUACAGUAUACAAUGAAAAAGGAUUAAUAAUUGAUGGUAUUUUACUUAAUCUUGAUGGAUCACGUUUUGUUAAAGAUUGUGUUGAAAAUUCUGAUUUGACUAUAUCAACGACAACAACAAAAAAUGGUUCAACAUUUUUUGUUUCACAUUCAGAUGAUGAUCUUUCAUUACCUGAUGAUGAUAUACAAUCAAUAGAUAGAUAUUCUAAUGGAAUGAAUUCAAAAAAACAACUUACUGAAUUAAAUAUAAAUUCUAUACAUGUUCCUAUUCCUUCAACUUCAACAUCACAAUCAUCUUCACCAUCACUAUCGACAACAACAACUGAAGUUGUACCUUUACUUCGUCAUUAUGCUCAUGUAUGUGGUGUGAAUAUAAAUGAAACAAUAUUAGAAAAUGCUGAAUUAUGUGGUACGAAUCUUGCUGUUAAACUCAUGCAAAUGGGUGCUGAUAGUAUAUUAGAAGAAAUUCAUCAAAAUGUUACUGUUAUUCCUCCUCCCUAG